This is a messenger RNA of Echinostoma caproni, 1038 nucleotides long. The record is from the annotation of a GenBank genome assembly. NCBI's taxonomy places the organism in Eukaryota, Metazoa, Platyhelminthes, Trematoda, Plagiorchiida, Echinostomatidae.
AUGAACAGCAAAUUCGCUGGUGGAACAGUUCUUGCCCAUUUUCUCACAGACGAGACUGGCCCGAAUUGUGGUGAUUUCACAUUCAACGAACAGGACUUACUCUUACUAUGCAGUCGCGAGAUCAAUCUGAACGAUCAACCGGCCCAAGUGAUGGUGAGCCAUCCGAAAAUUCCAGGUCUUUCGUGGAUAAUCUUUUUCUAUCAGACAUCACCUAAUCAGUACCAGCCACGAAUUGCAUUCGAUUUUCCGAGUUAUUUACGUGCUGAUUGUGAAGUAUGUAUUCAGUUUGCGGGCAUGCAUUGGAUUGUGAAACACAAAUUCGAGGGUAGCUCAUGGCUCACAUCCAGUUUACCACCGAAAGCAAUGAACGAACGUUGGGUCACGUUGGGUACAGUGAAAAAAGUGGAAAUACGUGUAAAUAUUACCAAAAUUUGGUUCAAAUUCCCGGUUUUCACCGCAUGCUGUCAUCCGUUAAAAACGAAGCGAUUCGUUCGACAGCCUGAUUUUACAAUGCCCGAUCAUUUUUCUGAUGUGCAAUUGUUACCCCAAGAUCCAAGCAAUCGACGUUUGUUUGCGCAUCGCCAAGUUUUGGCCAUGAAUUCGCCGUGGUUCUCAGAACGAUUUCGUAGUGCGUCAACUCUGAACACCGGCGAUAUUGGGCCAAUCAUUUCGAUCCCGUUUGAUUAUGAGACCGUAUUGAAUUUCUUGCAUUUUAUUUAUCCAAAUGGAGAUUUAAAUAUCACGGCAGAGAAUGUGGAAGGUUUGAUGGAUAUGGCCAAAGAAUACCAGAUGCCAAAUGUGAUCCGAAAAUGUGAAAAAUGGAUGUAUCAGUUUAUGGAAGGUGGCUCGGCCGUGUUGUGCUACUAUUUGGCUAGAAAACAUGAAUUACCCCAAGUGCAAGAGGCUGCAUUGCUUCAUUUGGCUGAGCUAAAUUCCAGCCAAUUACGGGCACGAUUGAAUUUGGACAUGAAAGGCAAAUCACCGGACACACAAGAAGUACUGCUUAGCGAUUUGUGCAUUCGAUUGGCAAGUUCGUGA